AUGCGAUACUCGUGGCCAAACAUUGUUUUGGCGCUGGCCAUCAGCGGCCUACCCUCAGCCAUUCUGGGACGAGCUAUACCGGACUCCCUUGACAAUGCCCCCGCAUGUGUCGGUGAUGAGUGCCCAGGUGAGGAACAUGCGCUGGAAACAACACCGUUCGAUUUGAAGACCACAGGGCCUGACAACCGGCCAGGUAAUAAGGCUCCGGGGUCUCAUCCGGAUGGGCCUCCUGUUAUCCCAAAGCCUGAUUCCAAUCCAAAUGGGAUGACGCAGGUGUUGCCAAUGGACAAAUACAAGGAGAAUGGGGACAAGGCCAGAGGGGAACUCGACAACGCAAUCAAGCAAAAGACCCCGGAUACAACGGUCAAGCCUGAAGGCAAUUUGCAGGGGCAGGGCACAUACGCCAACAUCAAGGACGGGUAUAACGUCAAGCAGGACUUUCCCAAGGGAGAUCGUGACUGGCCGGAGCUGUCAGCCGUCAUGAAGAACGACCCGGAAUUGGGGUAUGUCGGUUCCGCGAACUUCAGGGAACGGAUCAUCCAGUCCAAAGCGACAAAGGAUGAAACAGCGGUCACCAACGACUGUGCGUUUGACCACCAGAAUGGGGUGAUUGUCGCCCUGCGCAAUUUCGCCCAGAAUGACCACUGGCCGACCAAGCCCAAAGACCCCCAUCGACUGCCCUUCUCAGAAUUGACCUUCCAGUCCCUGAAAGACAGUGCGCCGAGGAAGAUUGGCAAACCCUCCACGUAUGACCCCAAAAACCUCAAAUUGGUCAUCCGGCGGGAUGUACAAAAUGAAGGAACGAGAGCAAUCGUGGCGCAAGCACACAGUGAUAAUGGUAUUCCCAUGACCCAGCGAGGUGUCUUUGAGCUUGAUUCAAAGGAUCCCAAGAUAUCUGAGUCCUUCAGAGCAUUGAGCGGGGCCGACAAUGUCAAAGGGGUUUAUUACAUGUUGAAAGACCAUCAUCAGGAAAUUGGGGAUAAAACCAUCAAGAAGAUCUACACCUACCCUCGGGAGAUGGAGGGCUCAAACAAGAAGCUGACUCUGGCUCUUGUCCUUGGAUAG
Aspergillus clavatus NRRL 1 is the source of this 1065-nucleotide messenger RNA. RefSeq lists its product as uncharacterized. The coding region runs from base 1 to 1065 and encodes 354 amino acids. The transcript has 2 exons. The record is from RefSeq and is a predicted model, not a curated record. Lineage: Eukaryota; Fungi; Ascomycota; Eurotiomycetes; Eurotiales; Aspergillaceae.